UUUCGCCAGGGACCAGAUUCUUCAACAAAACGUCAUGUUAAAGAAGUUCGCCGAGCCAUUUGCAACUGAGAGUAUUGCGAAGCGUAUGUUUGGGGAAAUAAUCACGUUGAAACAUUUGAAACAUGAAAAUGUGCGCAAUUGCCCUAGAGUAUCUAAUCGCGCCAUAGCACUGACGAAGUCAGAUCGUCAAUUUGGUCGAUAUAUUCAUGUCACCUUCAGAAGACAUGUUUGCUGUCCUCCCUCCAACAUAUGGAAUCCCUGUUCUAACAACAGACAUAGUUAUCUAAUAUCAGAGCUGAUGGAAACCGAUCUUCAGACACUAUUGAGAACCAGGGGCAUUGAAAAGGAAUAUGUUCAGUAUUUUCUUUAUCAAAUGAUGCGCGGUUUGAAAUAUGCACAUUCAGCAGGGGUGUUUCAUCAUGAUUUGAAACCAAGUCAAAUAUUGGUAAAUCGGAAUUGUGAUCUCAAGAUAUGCAAUUUUGGGAUAGCACAUGUUCAGAAAUUGUCCCCAAUGGCAUAUGGCUCGAUCCUGCACUACAAGGCGCCCGAAGUCCUAAUCUCAAGGCAGAGCUACCAUGGGCAGACUGAUAUCUGGAGCGCAGGGUGUAUCUUCGCCGAACUACUUAUGGGAACACCUCUUUUCCCAGGUGAUAACACCAUCCAUCAACUUCAUGCUAUUACCAAAUUGCUUGGCUCGCCACCAGAUCAUAUGUUAAUCAAAGAAAUAACUAAAAAUCGGCAAUGGCCACUUCUCAAUGGCACACCCGAAGAAAAUGACAUUCAAGGGGCUUCUUCUAAAAUUUCUCAUGGCAGAUUCCAAAUUUCAUACUAUUACUUCCAAGAAGUGAAGGCAAAGCACUGUCUUCCGUUCUGCCAGACAACAAAAUUUGUGCCAACCGCAGCAGCUAUCGAUAUCCUUACGAAGAUGAUUGUCUUCGACCCCCACAAACGAGCGACGGCAUCGGAAACCCUCACUUUUCCUUACCUGGCGCCUUAUCACGACCCGACUGACGAGCCAGAGGCCAAGACCAAGCUUGAUUGGAGGUUGGCUGAGGCUGAUUAUCCUCUCAAAGCCUGGAAGGCAAAAGUGUACGUUAAAAUCAAUCUUCAUCUCGGACCACGGUACUAA
Penicillium atrosanguineum is the source of this 1129-nucleotide messenger RNA. RefSeq lists its product as uncharacterized. The transcript has 4 exons. Gene Ontology annotation, molecular function: ATP binding; protein serine/threonine kinase activity. Gene Ontology annotation, biological process: osmosensory signaling pathway; cellular response to oxidative stress; stress-activated MAPK cascade. The record is from RefSeq and is a predicted model, not a curated record. The coding region runs from base 35 to 1129 and encodes 364 amino acids. Lineage: Eukaryota; Fungi; Ascomycota; Eurotiomycetes; Eurotiales; Aspergillaceae. Gene Ontology annotation, cellular component: nucleus; cytoplasm.